AUAGCUAGAGGUGAAUGGUUUCGCUCAAGCCUAUGCUUACAUAACUCUCCCCUUUUUCUUCCCCACCUUGCCUUCUUGCCCUUUAAAGCCAGGAUUUUUCAAAGGACUCAGUUCUCAGACUUCGGGAGAAGCCAGUGUCUACAAAAGAAUUGUGACGGGUUUCCUGGGGAAGUGCUCUGAUAAGAGGAGGCUUUGAUACCAGCCUGACUGAAUUAACUUCAUACAGGAAGAUGAAAGAAAACUUGUCAUGGCUGCGGUUCUUGUUUUGCUGGGAGUCUUUUGGACUCAGACUUCUGCAUUGGAUACUUUUGUCCUGCAAGAACCUGGCAAUGCCUACGUCACUGGAACUAUGACUAUUCACAAUGAGAAACACAUUGUUGAAGUUCAUGUCCGUUCUGGCGUGUAUUCCUCUGAUACCAUUUUUGACUACUCGCAUGGGUAUAUUGCAACAAGGUUAUUUUCACGAAAUGCCUGCUUUAUCAUGAAAAUAAAUAAGGAAUACAUCCCAGAGCUGCAAGAAAUUGGACGCCUGGCUUUUGAGAGAAAGACUAUGGAGAAAGUAUACUCUCCAAAUAUUGUGUGGGUACAGUUUCGAUCUGGCCAUUCCAUGCUUGGGAGUUUCAAAGACUGGCUUCUCUAUGGUAGACCCAUUGAACAGCUCUGCACAGGUCUGCCUCUCUACCAGCUUGCAGAGACUCAACCACUAAUGAAUCUUCGUCACUGUAGCAAUGCAGGAAUUCCAAGCAUUUUGGGCAUUAAAAUCUGUGAAAAUCACAGUUAGGCUGGAUCUUGCUGCAUGGAAAUGGUUUGUUUCUUUGUAUGCUUUUGUGAUGGUAGCCAUGUUC
Molecule: messenger RNA, 845 nt
Organism: Grus americana (Whooping crane)
Lineage: Eukaryota; Metazoa; Chordata; Aves; Gruiformes; Gruidae
Gene: GKN2
Product: gastrokine 2
Exons: 7
Coding region: 248-781 (177 amino acids)
Biological process (GO): regulation of cell population proliferation
Source: RefSeq, a predicted model, not a curated record